CCAUCUUUAGGCAUGUCACCCCAUUGGGCACAUCAACAGCUAACAAGAUCAAAGUAAAGCUUCGUGUACCCUCAACAGUCACUUUGAGUAGGCGAAGCGACGCGGGCGACUCUGAUGAAGAGAUGGUCGACGAACUCGCUGACGAUGAUGACGACGAUGAUGACGCAGCAUCGUCCGUACCUGGUGGCACAGGUGCCCUCCCGCCCCUACACGCGCAUAAGUCUAGCUCAACUCGGGGUGGAAAAGGCUCGCGGGGACCUCGCAAGAAGCGUCUGGCGCAGAUCGGCGAGCGCGUCAUGUCUCCACCACCACGGCAAAUUGGAACCGAGUGGGUUGUUCAUGUCUCUGAGGGUCAGACCGUCCCGCCGUCGGAUGACGUGAUGCCUCCCCUCCCACCGCCGGCGAGAGGACGAGGACGGGGUAGCAGGGGCGGAAAGCGAGGGGUAGCAGGGCCGGGACGGGGUUGGAGGAAGGGCAUCACAAACGCGAAGAAGGCCGAAUGGGAAGCAGAGGCUGCUGCGCUGAACAACAGCAAUAGCACUCCGGACGCCUUCCUGUCGACGAUGCCUCCUAAUUCUGGCUCUGGCUCUGCAUCCGGUGCCGGUAUGUUCAGGGAAUACCACCCGCCGAGCGGCGAGCUUUCUGCCCCGUCCAUCCCCGCUCCACCUCUUCUUCAGAUCAAACAGGACCUCGCAGAACGCCCCAAGCAUCCCACCAGCUCUGCCAAACUCAGCUCACAGCGCUCUGCGAGCGCACCAUACCCUCCGCCCAUCGUCCAGCCUACCCUUCCGAGUCAAGAAAUCCGAUAUCUCCCGCCAGAGCCAAGGCUCGAGCCUGGCAUGGCACCCACCGACGGACGAGGCGGGCUCCUCAUGCCCAUACAUGGGAUUCCUAGUCGGGCUUGCCCUGUCCAGCCGGCGCCUAAACUGCCCAGUAACCAACCUCAACAAGCGCCGCCCCAGCCGAUAGACAGGGCGGGGAUCAAGUUCAAGGUGCGCAAAUGGCGCAACGUUAGCAGGGAGAUCAAGGGUAUUGGAGGCACACGGUUCUUUGUUAAGACCUGGUUGGGCGACAAAGAAUCGGAAUAUACGAGGCACAGGGGUAUGUCCGGCCCUACGCUGGGUCCCAUGCCCGCAUUCCCAUCGCGCUUCAAGUUCAAGCAGGAGUUCAAUGGCUCGACUGGGACGGGCACGCCGGCGGAUCGGGGAACACCGAUGGAGGGCACCGCCGGGAACCCUGUGAUUGUAGACUUGACCGAUGACGUCGACAUGGAUAGUCCGGCCGCACUACCAGAGGGGUCCAUUGCAGUCCCCCCUUGACACCUU
Messenger RNA from Dacryopinax primogenitus, 1325 nucleotides. RefSeq lists its product as uncharacterized. The transcript has 5 exons. The record is from RefSeq and is a predicted model, not a curated record. Bases 123 to 1319 code for a protein of 398 amino acids. NCBI's taxonomy places the organism in Eukaryota, Fungi, Basidiomycota, Dacrymycetes, Dacrymycetales, Dacrymycetaceae.